AUGGCGUCUUUGAAGAGGAGAAGAGAAUCUGUGUUUAGCAGUUCCUACCAGCCACCGCACUCGCAGCGGGUUGCGCCAGUGAGAGCUGCAAGCCACCAUCUCGACGGAGGACUCAGUCUACCGCACUUCCUCCAAAACACCCAGGAUGACCGCAUGCAGGAAUAUAUCCCUCGGCAAGCUGGUGAGGAAGGGCGAAACGACGACAACGGUGAGGUCAUCAUGGCUGUUGACUUGAAAGAACGUGGAACCGUGGGAUGUUGCUACUAUGUCGCGCAAGAGGAGCAGCUGAAGAUCCUUGGUGAUAUUCAACAUGGAGGAAAGGAUAUAAUUGAUACAUUGAUACUUGAAAUUAACCCAACAACGAUACUUACUUCCACGCGGGCUGAGGAGGCUGCAAUCACUGUGCAACAAGGCUAUGAUGAUCGUUUCAAUUUUCCAUAUCAGAUUGACACCCGACCUGUCCAAGAGUUCAAUUUCAACAAUGCAAGAGCCAAGUUAGCAAGCCUGGAGAUAUUUCAAAACGAGGACCUUGCUCAAUUCUUGGUACCUGGAGGAGGAUUUACCCAGACUGAGGAAGUAGCUGCGGAAAACCUGGGCCUUUCUUUUGAAAAAGGUCAAGUGCUUCGUCUUGCCGGGGCCGUCGAUAUAGAGAACUCCGUCUCUAUUGGGUGUGCUGGAGCCGUCCUUGCCUACGUUCAACGGCAGGGUGUCAACGAAAUUACGCAAAUAGGGGAGGAAUUUGUUACUCAACCAGUGCGGUCGGUUGAGGCAUUCUUCCUCAGAGGAACUAUGCACAUUAGUCCCGACACACUCUCUGCUCUGCAGAUACUACAAUCCGAAUCCCAUCCGAAUGCCUUCAACCAGGGCCCUGGGAAAACUUCGUCUCGUGGAAAAGAAGAUUUUUCCCUCUAUGGUCUUUUCCAGCAACAUAUUCUUACACCCCAAGGUAAAAGUCGCUUGAGGCAAUGUUUCCUCCGGCCCAGCACAGAGUCAGACGUUAUAUCGGAGAGACAGGAUAUAAUCAACAUUUUUUUGUGGCCUACCAAUGCUUCUGUCGUGCAGAAAUUGACCGCCAGUCUCAAGAAGAUCAAAAACAUGCGCCCAGUCAUAACAAGUCUUCACAAAGGUCUGAGCAGUGGAAGAGCCACUUUUGGGGGACUCAAAGGUACCAUUUGGAGCACAUUGCUGAAUUUUGCAUUUCAUACCAUUGACCUGCAAGAGGCGACACGAGAAGUGUCUUGGCGAGAUUCCAUCACAUUUCGUGAUAGGGCCCUCAGUGUUCUUGAUGGUUUCAGCCUUCAUGUAGUGGGAAAAAUUGUUUACGAGACGGUUGACAUUCAGGACUCUCAGCAACAACAGCGAACAGUGGUGAAAGCUGGCGUGGAUAGGGAGCUUGACCUAUUGAAAGACCGCUACAAUGGAUUAGAUAGCCUGUUAAAGCAGGUGGCCAUCGACGUCGCUUCUACCAUUCCUACUAAUCUCGGAAUCGAUGUCAAUGUGAUAUAUUUCCCACAACUAGGGUUUAACAUCGCAAUUCCCUUUAACGAACGAGGGCUCGCUGCAUAUACCGGCGAAGACGACAGUUGGGAACAGAUCUUCACGACAGAAAAUCGUGCUUAUUUCAAAGACAGCAGAAUGAGAGAGAUGGAUGAGAAGUUGGGCGACAUCUAUGGGCUUAUCUGUGAAAGGGAAAUCGAGAUUGCUCAUGAGCUCGCGCAGAGAGUCCUAAAAUACGAACAAGUUCUUUUAGCAUCAUCUGAUUUGUGUGGAGAGCUUGAUUGUUAUCUUGCCAUGGCAAAAACGGCAAGCAUUUACAACUUCGUCCGACCACGGAUCUCUCAACAAAAUGACAUUCGGAUUAUAGAUGGACGGCAUCCACUUCAAGAACUCAUGGUUUCUUCAUACGUUCCUAAUGAUGUUCAUCUUCGUGGUGGUUGUGGUUCGCAGAGCGACAGCGAUAUCACGGACCAGAACCUUUCGCAUACCCCAAGUAUGUUGAUGCUAACAGGUCCUAAUUAUUCCGGAAAAAGCGUGUACAUGAAACAAGUUGCUUUGAUUGUGUACUUGGCGCAUAUAGGAAGUUUCGUACCUGCUCAGAGCGCUGAUAUAGGUAUCACUGAUAAAAUCUUGACACGUAUCAGUACACCAGAGACCGUGUCUAAAAUACAAAGCACUUUCAUGAUAGAUCUACAGCAAAUGUCUCUUUUGCUGAAACUCGCCACGGAAAAGAGUCUCAUAGUCAUUGAUGAGUUUGGUAAAGGAACUGACAUCAAUGAUGGGGCCGGCCUCGCCUGUGGUAUCUUUGAAUAUCUUUUAAGCCUUGAUGAAAAACGACCAAAAAUUCUUGCAGCUACUCAUUAUCACGAGAUAUUCGAAAACGGGUUCCUCCCCAUCAGGAGAUCCCUCUCCUUUGGUCACAUGGAAGUGAGGGUAGACGAAAGCUCCCAAAAUACUAGUGAGCAUUUAACAUAUUUAUACAAUGUCAAACAAGGCCGUAGCAACCAAAGCUUUGGUACCUUUUGUGCUGCAAUGAAUGGCAUUGAUCUAGUUAUUGUUUCAAGGGCUGAUGAGCUGGCGUCAUUAUCGAGCCGAGGCGAGAAUCUCGUCAUGGCGUGUGCUCGACUGUCUAAAAAGGAGGAAGAUAUACUUGAAGAAGCGGAAUCUGCCGCUCGUAAUUUUCUCGAGCUAGAUCUCUCUAGAGAUUCCGAAAAGGGGUUUAAAGAUGAGAUAGCAGAUUUGAUAACAAAAGAGCGAGUAGUCACUACCCACAACGAGCGUGUUUAA
Messenger RNA from Talaromyces rugulosus, 2784 nucleotides. RefSeq lists its product as uncharacterized. Gene Ontology annotation, biological process: chiasma assembly; mismatch repair. The coding region runs from base 1 to 2784 and encodes 927 amino acids. The transcript has 17 exons. Gene Ontology annotation, molecular function: mismatched DNA binding; ATP binding; ATP-dependent DNA damage sensor activity. Gene Ontology annotation, cellular component: nucleus. NCBI's taxonomy places the organism in Eukaryota, Fungi, Ascomycota, Eurotiomycetes, Eurotiales, Trichocomaceae. The record is from RefSeq and is a predicted model, not a curated record.